This is a messenger RNA of Clunio marinus, 6654 nucleotides long. The record is from the annotation of a GenBank genome assembly. Lineage: Eukaryota; Metazoa; Arthropoda; Insecta; Diptera; Chironomidae.
CCGUCUGAUCAAUGUGAUGAAAUCAUGAAAGUAACAACAAACUUGAAUUUGGGUGCUUUUGGCUUUAGUUGUAAAACAAGUUCUUGUCAAAAUUAUAUCGCAAUGUUUGGACCUGUGCUCGACAAGCCAAGCAUUUUUGGUGAUCCAAAUGAUAAUUAUAAAAUGGAAAUUGUCUGGCGUAAUGUUAUUAUCUUUGUGUAUCUUCAUUGCUGCGCUCUUUACAGUUACACUCUUCCCAAAACAACAACGUCGAGUAUUGUCAUGGCAUGGGUUAUUGGAAUAACAGCUGCACUUGGAACGACAGUUGGAGCUCAUCGACUUUUCACCCAUCGAUCAUACAAAGCUAACACAAAACUUCGUCUUUUGUUGCUGUUCAUGCAAACCAUUGCAGUGCAAAAUUCCAUGUAUGAAUGGGUCAGAGAUCAUCGUGUCCAUCAUAAGUACACCGACACCAACGCUGACCCUCACAAUUCUAGACGAGGUUUCUUCUUUUCUCAUAUUGGUUGGCUGAUGUGCAAAAAGCAUCCCGACGUGAAGCGAUUUGGUGCUAGAAUAGAAAUGAGUGAUUUGGAGAGUGAUCCACUCGUAAUGUUCCAACAUAAAUAUUAUUUGCCAUUAUCGAUCAUUUUCGGCUUUGCUAUGCCAAUGUGGUUAGCUUGCUUAGUAGGGGAAUCAUUCAGAGUUGUCUAUUAUGGUCACAUAUGUCGGUACAUGAUCGGCUUGCAUAUGGUUUGGAUGAUUAACUCAGGAGCACAUCUUUGGGGAUAUAGACCUUAUGAUAAGAGCAUCUCUUCAACUGAUUCGUAUUGGAUUGGUACAUUCGGUAUGGGUGAAGGAUGGCAUAACUAUCACCACGUUUUUCCUUGGGAUUACAAAGCAUCUGAACUUCCAACUUACUGGUGUAAUUUGUCUCUCGCUUUCCUUGACUUUUUUGCUUGGCUUGGCUGGGCCACUGACCUGAAAACAGUUUCUGAUGAGAUGAUAUUGAAAAGAGUGGAGAGAACUGGAGAUGGUACACAUGCGAAAUCAAAAAGUGAUAAAAAUAACAAUUUUGCUGAAGAAAAGGAGCCUCAUUGUGAACUUUGGGGAUGGGAUGACAAAGAAAUGACAGAUGCUGACAGGAAGAUGGUUAUGGGGCUAUUUGAAAGCACCUCCAAAAGAGUGAAAGAUACAAAUAAUAAUGUUGAACAAGAAGGAUCUAAAGGUUCCUCCAAAAGUUCGAAUGAUGCUGAAACUGAUUACAAAAUGGAAAUAAGUUGGCAAAACGUGUUUAUCUUCACAUACUUACAUUUGGCAGCAUUAUAUGGUUUUACGUUUCAAAAGAAAACUUCUUCACUUAUUAUUGGAUGGGCAAUCGGAAUUUGUCAAGGUUUAGGUACAACUAUUGGUGCUCAUCGACUGUACACUCAUCGUACAUUUAAAGCAAAUUUACCAUUAAGAAUUCUAUUAAUGAUGAUGCAAACUAUGGCGACACAAAAUGAUAUGAUCGAGUGGGUGAGAGAUCACCGAGUUCACCAUAAAUUUACCGAUACCAACGCAGAUCCUCAUAACUCAAAACGUGGAUUUUUCUUUGCCCACAUGGGAUGGCUGAUGUGUAAGAAACAUCCCGAUGUUAAAAAGUAUGGAGCUAAAGUGGAUAUAAGCGACGUUGAAGCGGAUCCUGUUCUGCAGUUUCAAAGAAAGUUUUAUAUUCCACUUGCGUUACUUCUAAAUUUCGUUUUUCCUAUUUGGCUAGCUUGUUCGUUUGGUGAAUAUUUCGUAGUAGCAUGGAAUGGAAAUAUAUUCAGAUACGUUGUGGGACUGCAUAUGGUCUGGUGUGUCAAUUCAGUGGCCCACUUUUGGGGUGAUAGGCCAUUUGAUAAAAAUAUGUCACCAACAGAUUCGCAUGUUAUGGGCAUUGUUUCUCUUGGCGAAGGAUGGCAUAACUAUCAUCACUGUUUUCCAUGGGAUUAUAAAACAUCAGAGUUUCCAACGUACACAUUCAAUUUCUCAACGAUGUUCAUUGAUUUUUUCGCGUGGAUAGGAUGGGCCACUGACUUGAAGACUGUUCCCGAAGAAAUGAUAUUUAAUCGAGUAAUGCGGACAGGUGAUGGAACACACAAGAUCAUGAAAUCCAAGAAUAAGAUCAAGACAGAUUUCAAAGAAGAGACGAGAGAUGUAACUCACUUCUGGGGAUUCGGAGAUAAUGAAAUGACUAAUGAAGAUAUGAAAAAAGUUAAAAUCAUUCAUGAAAAAAGUGAAUGCUCAAAUAAAAGUAUGAAGUUUUAUGCUGAUCCACCAGUAUCCGAGAAUGCAGGAAUGAAUUACAGCGUAUUCGAUGAAAAUUCUUCAGUUGAAAAACACAAAGUUAUCGGUAAGAAUGUAGGAAACAUUUCAAUGUCGAUGAAAAUAACAACAAAUUUAUUACAAAUAGACUCUAAUGAUCGUAUAUCAGAAGUUAAAAAUAAAAAUGACAGCUACAAAUGGGACAUUAAGUGGAGGAAUGUCAUAAUCUUCAUAUAUCUCCACUAUGCAGCCUAUCAUGGCUUUAUGCUUCCUAAAGUUCGAUCAACUGUCAUUAUUGGAUGGAUUGUUGGAAUACUUUCUGGAUUGGGAACCACUGUCGGAUCCCACAGACUUUUUACACAUCGAACAUUUAAAGCUAAUCAAAAACUUAAAGCUUUGAUGAUAUUUUUACAAACAAUGGCUGGACAGGAACCGGGUCUUAGCUGGGUUCGAGAUCAUCGAGUUCAUCAUAAGUUUACUGACACAAAUGCUGAUCCCUACAAUUCAAGACGAGGAUUCUUUUUCUCUCAUAUCGGUUGGCUGAUGCUUAAGAAACAUCCUGACGUUAUAAAACAAGGCAAAAAGAUUGACAUGAGUGACUUGGAAAGUGACCCCUUGCUACAAUUUCAAGCGAAAAACAUAUCGCCGACUGAUACAUACUUUGUUGGAUUCUGUGCUUUGGGAGAAGGAUGGCAUAAUUAUCACCACAUUUUCCCUUGGGAUUACAAAACAGCCGAACUUCCUGGAUACAUGUUUAAUAUAUCGACAGCAUUUAUAGAUUUAAUGGCUAAAAUUGGAUGGGCCACUGAACUUAAAACUGUCCCUGAUAAUGUGAUAAAAACUCGAGUGCUCAGAACUGGAGAUGGAAGUCAUAAAUAUUCUAAAGAGAGUAAAGAGAACUUAGAAAGUAACCAGAAUAUGAAAAACUUAUAUAAAAUAAUGGCAAAAGGUACAGACGUGGAAGAUCCGGUUGAAACAACAGUUAUGAAAACACCAGAUAAAGACGAUUUGAAAGAUGAAGAAGAAGUUGAGAAGGAGUACAAAAUAAUUCUUAAAUGGCGAAACAUUAUCGUCUUCAUAUACCUUCACAUAUUUUCAAUUUAUUUCUUCUACGAUCCACCGCUUCUAUGGUCGACUUAUAUAAUUCAAGGUGUGUUGAUUGUGGGAAUUGGAUUUGGAACAACCGUUGGGUCACAUCGAUUAUUUACUCAUCGAACCUACAGAGCGAAACCUUUCCUGAGAGGCGCUCUCCUAUUUCUUCAAACUAUGUCAGGUCAGGAGCCGGUUAUUCGAUGGGUUCGAGAUCACCGCGUUCACCACAAAUACACCGACACAAAUGCUGACCCUCACAAUUCAAAACGAGGCUUUUUCUUUUGUCAUAUGGGAUGGCUGAUGUGCAAGAAGCAUCCUGAUGUAAUCAAAUAUGGUCGUAGAAUUGAUAUGAGUGACUUGGAAAAUGACAAGAUGCUUCAACUUCAAAAGAAAAUCUAUACACCCGCUUCAUUCAUAUUGACAUUUGUUAUUCCAAUCACAAUUCAUUACUUUUUGGGUGAAGAUCCUUUCCGUGCUUUGAACUCCAAUGUUUUCCGUUAUACAUUCGGACUGCACAUGGUGUGGCUGGUGAAUUCAGGCGCUCAUAAGUGGGGAAUGCGACCUUACGAUAAAGAAAUGUCAGCAUCAGAAACAUUUAUUGUAGCCACAAUGGCACUUGGUGAAGGUUGGCAUAACUAUCACCAUUGCUUUCCUUGGGAUUACAGAACAUCCGAGACUCCACUUUAUUGGUUUAACGUUUCAACCAUGUUUAUCGAUGCUGCUGCUAAACUAGGGUUGGCAACUGAUUUAAAGACAGUGCCUACUGAUAUGGUGAAGAAACGAGUAUUAAGAACGGGAGAUGGUUCUCAUAAGUAUGCAAAGAUAGCUCAAGAGGACAUUGAGGCAACAGAAGAUAAUAACAACACUAACGUCAGAGACACAGAACACUUCUGGGGUUGGGGUGAUAAAGAGAUGACGGAAGAUGAUUUAAAAAAUGUUGAAAUUUUACACAAAGUACUCGAUUAAAUAGUUGAAAUGGCACCGAAUUCUAUAAGUGAAGCGGGGCCUAGUGGGUGUGUAGUGAAAACUAAAAGAAUUGAAGGUGCUGACAAACGUCUUCACGAAGGUCAUGAAGAAGAACCUCUGUGGACAUGGAGAGACAUAAAAUGGAGAAAUACUAUCGUACUUACAUAUCUUCACAUUGCCACAAUUUACAGUUUUUUCAGUCUUCCAAAGCAUCCAUACACUUACAUACUUCAGUUUAUAAUUCUUCUUGGUGCAGCAUUCGGAGUCACAGCAGGAUCGCAUAGAUAUUUCACACAUAGAUGUUACAGAGCGAACACUCCACUUAAGUACUUUUUAAUAUUUCUUCAAACAUUGUCAGCGCAAGAAGACAUUUUGAAGUGGGUCAGAGAUCAUCGAGUUCACCAUAAGUUUACCGAUACCAAUGCUGAUCCCCAUAACUCAAAACGUGGAUUUUUCUUCUCUCACAUGGGAUGGCUGUUGAUUAAGAAACAUCCUGAUGUAAAGACAUUUGGAUCAAAAGUUGACAUGAGUGAUCUUGAGAAUGACGCUGCAUUAUUAUUUCAUCGAAAAAUUUACAUGUUCACUUCAAUUAUGUUAGCAUUCGUAAUGCCAGUCUUAGGUGCACAUUAUGCAUGGGGUGAAGACCUUUUUGCAUCAUUGAACUUUAAUAUUGUUCGUUAUGUGCUUGGAUUGCAUGUUAAUUGGAGCAUCAACUCGUUUGCACACAUUUGGGGAAUGCGUCCUUACGAUAAAAAUAAUUCAUCCACGGACAGUUAUCUCUUCGGUUUCCUUGCGUUUGGCGAAGGUUGGCAUAACUUUCAUCAUGCAUUUCCAUGGGAUUACAAGACGGGAGAGUAUGACAACUACUGGUUCAACUUUUCUCUCAUUUUCAUUGACUUCUUCGCAAUGAUUGGUUGGGCCACAGACCUUAAGACAACAUCAGAAGAUAUGAUAAGAAAAAGGGUGAUACGAACUGGUGAUGGUUCACAUCCUUAUGCAAUUGAAGCAAAGAAAAAGAAUCUUCUUAUUCAAGAUAACAAUAAUGAGGGAGAGAAGAGGGAUUUAGAUCACUUCUGGGGUUGGGAUGAUCCUGAUAUGCUAAGUGAGGACAAAGAUGUUGUUAUAUUAAACCGACAUUAUGAAUAAUUUUUAGUUAAAUGAAGUCAGGUUAAUGGGCUGAAAGUUAUAUUAUGAAUUUUGCUCAAAAUGUUUUUUUUAUUAUUUCAUUUUGAUUUUUCCUUUCGUACUGAAUAAAUAAAAUAAAAACUUGUUUGUAUGAAAAUCCAGCUUUUUAAUUUUAAUACAAUUUAAUUAAUUCGUCACUAACAGCAGAUGGUGUAAGGAUACCCAGAUCAGUAAAGAUAAGCGUAAUUUUCAGUGGAGGCGUAUAAUCGACAAGUGGAUGAAUCUUUUUGAAGUCAUCACGUAUUUCACUGUUUUUAGGAUAUUUGUAGCUGUUUGGAAGAUCACGUUGAUUGAGUGGGUAAAGUCGUGAAAAUUUAAAGCUUUCAGUGAGCACGUAAAAUGGUUUUUUCAUCUCUUUAGCACAGAGAGCCAUUGUAUAAGUGCCAAUUCUAUUAAUUAUUCCACCUGAUUCCAUUACACCUUCAGCACCGACCAUGACAAAGUCUAUACUCUCCAUCACAUAGCCUACGGCUGCAUCGAGAAUAAGUGUACAUUCAAUGUUGGAGUUUUUAAGCUCUUCAACCAUCUUCGCUCCUUCGUUGUCAAGUGAACUCGUCGUUACAAAUACAUGGAAGUGUUUAUUUUGUCGUGCUGCUAAUUUAAGAGUCUCCAAAAUAACUCUUGAUCUUGAAUGAGUCAAAAUUCUACAUCCAUCAGUAAUGAAAGGCAUUGCAUGUUUUGCAAUAACGUGACGUCCUUCUUCUAGUUUCUUUAGAAAAGUUUGGCCUCUAUUUAGCAUGAUUGUCUUAACUUCGUCCAUUGUUUUGUCUUCAAGCUUUGGUGAUGCUAACGUAAUGAAACAAAUGAAAAGUUCACUAGCAGAACAAACUGAUGUGACUGGUUUUCCACUAUUUUUAAGCGAUGAAACUGCUGAUUUAAUUGUAUUUACCAAUUCCUGGAUUGUCGUAAAAUUUGUUCUUUCCAGCACCAACAAUAAAGUUUUGAUAGCGGCAAUUCCAUUUGACAUAUUUUUGUCUUCUUCAAUUAUUUUGAGGAAAUAAUCUUGAAUCUCUAAGUCCUUCAUAUUUAUUACUUUUCGAUCUUAUUUUCUGAAGUUGAAUUUCAAUGUAAAUCUUGUCAGAAAUUAUUAUUUUUGACUAACAUUAGUUUACACAUGUAAUCCGUCAGAUCGGCACAAGUGUUUGU